Messenger RNA from Callorhinchus milii (elephant shark), 1781 nucleotides. RefSeq names its product multiple epidermal growth factor-like domains protein 9. Gene Ontology annotation, molecular function: protein binding. The transcript is spliced from 9 exons. The record is from RefSeq and is a predicted model, not a curated record. The coding region runs from base 212 to 1297 and encodes 361 amino acids. NCBI's taxonomy places the organism in Eukaryota, Metazoa, Chordata, Chondrichthyes, Chimaeriformes, Callorhinchidae.
UUGGAAAUUCGUCACAUGAUUGGGAUCAUAUGAUAGACCGGGACUGGUGUGAGAGGGGCUGGUCCAGGCUGCACAGUGAGAGGCAGAGAGGGUUUGCAAAGGCUCAGACACACACACACACACACAGGAGAGAGUGUGAGUGGAGCUACAGCUGCAGAGUGGGAGCCGCCCUGACACUCACUCACUCACUCACUCACUCACUCGCAGCAACAUGAGAGAUCGCAGACAGAUCCCGAGCUGUGUCCUGGUCGCUGUCUCCUUUGCAGGCUUGGUGGUGGGUCAGAUGACUACAAAGAUGGUUUCCCCCACAGUUUCGCUUCCUUCUGCACCAGUGACCUCUUCGUUUGAUGAUCUUACCAAUCAGACUUUGCAGGGCAACAGCACAACAGCUAUCAUUCUGGUGGCCAUCACUUCCUCGUUCCCAAACUGUACGGGAGUGAAUACCUCCAGCUGUGCUGUGUGCCCCGCUGGGCAUUAUCCCGACAAUGCUUCCCUGAACUGCUCCUGUUGUCCUGAUGGUUUCUGCGUCUCAUUGGACAAGUGCCUGAGCUGCCCACAGGGUUACUACCAGUCCCAGUCUGGGCAGAAGGCCUGCUUGCCCUGUUCAAAAGGGGCUUAUUCCAACUCUACGGGAAGCACUGAAUGCCAGCCCUGUCAAGCUGGGUUUUACGCCAACGAAACUGGUUCAAAACUCUGCCAAGACUGCUCUUCAGGCUACUUUUCCGAGAAGAAUGCCACUUCCUGUGAAGCCUGUUCCCAGGGAUUCUUUUGCAACACAACUCAUUGCACCCACUGCACCAUGUGCCCUGCCGGACAGGAGGCUUUGUCUUCAGCCACAGAAAAAUGUUCCUUUUGUCGCCCAGGAAUGCACAAGGUAGAAAAUGAGCUCCGGUGCAGGAUGUGCAGGACUGGAUUUUACCAGACUCUGCAGGGGCAGCAGGAAUGCAACAUCUGUCCUGAGAAUUAUUAUUGCCCUAGUCCAGACAUCAAUCCUCUCCAGUGUCCGGGUGAUGCGUUUUGCCCAGCGGGAAGCACUGCCCCUCAGUUCUGUAUGGAGACGUUCUUACGUAAAUCGGGAAGUCAGUGCGUGCUCGCUCCACUCACCAUCUUCCUGCUCGUGGUGGCAGCAACCUUUAUCUUGCUGAUAAUAAUACUGAUUGUUCGCCGGAAGAAGGAUGCACGUCCAAUGGACCCAGCGAGGACUCCGCUGCUGAACAAAGAGGAGACUCCGAGCAGAGGGUUUCAGCCCAUCUACGGAAUAGCCUGGGACAGAGAGCCAGUGUACGCAGGCUGGUAACCACGGAUCAAUCUGUUCCCCUAGGCACAAGAGAGUUUAUGGAGGGGUAAAAUUUAGGUUGGGCUGUUCACGCUGCUAACACCUGACAUGUACACCCUCAUAAAAACCACCCACAUCAUACAGUCCACUGGCUCCCCCACACUCCUCUGGUCCACUGCAGACAAUGAACACAUAUAGUGUUUUUGCCUCGUUGGUUGGUUUACUUUUGGACCAGGAUUGUGCUGUGUUUUUUUUGGGGGGGGGUGUGGAGGGCUGUGGACUGUCCCUGAGCCUUACACUAUCGAGCGUGGCCUGUGAUGCUGAUCAGUAUAUUUUAUAUAUAUAUAUAUACAUAUUUGCCAUGAGAAUACCAUUGGUUGAUGUGGGCUCCGCCAGGUCAACCAGAGUAUUGCGCAGCACUGCCACCUAGAGGCUGACACAGAGAAGUGCAAGUCUCUGCCCCUUUCUGGAAACAAAACAGCUGCCCGCCCGCCUGCCCGCCCGC